AAGAGAAUGAAGUCGGCUGCCCAGCGGGCUUUGAGCUGGAUGCCCAGGGAGAGUUUUGUAUGGACAGGGACGAAUGUUUGGACGGCCCCAACCCCUGUUCUCACUCCUGCCACAAUGCACCUGGUCACUUCUCCUGCUCCUGUCCGGCGGGCUUUGCCCUGGCCAGGGAUGACAGGAACUGCAGAGAUGUGGACGAGUGUGCCUGGGAUGCCCACCUUUGCCAGGAGGGACAGCACUGCGUGAACCUCUUUGGGUCCUACCACUGCCUCCCCGACUGCAGGCCUGGCUUCCGGGUGGCCCCUCAUGGGGCCAGCUGCGAAGAUGUGGACGAGUGUCUGGAGCAGUUGGAUGAGUGUCACUAUAACCAGAUCUGUGAGAACACCCCAGGCGGGCACCACUGCAGCUGCCCCCGGGGGUACCGGAUCCAGAGCCCCGGCCUGCCGUGCCUAGGUAACCGGGACACUCAGCCGCCGUGGGAGCCUGGGUCAGACCCGCCUGAUGUCAACGAGUGCCUGCAGCCAGCCAAGACCUGCGCCUUCCAGUGCCAAAACCUCCAGGGCGGUUACCGUUGUCUGUGCCCCCAGGGCCAGACCCUCCUUCGUGAUGGCAAGACCUGCAUCCCGCUAGAGCAGAGUGAACAAAAUGUGACCACUGUCAGCCACAGGGGCCCCUUAGUGCCUUGGCUGCGGCCCCGUGCCCUGCUCCCCAGGGGCUCCUACUACGCUUGGGUCUCCCUCCGGCGGGGCUCCGGGGCGCCGAGCAGCCUGGGCCGGGCCUGGUGCCCCGCGGGCUUCAUCCGACAGAAUGGCGUCUGCACAGGUUAG
Neomonachus schauinslandi (Hawaiian monk seal) is the source of this 824-nucleotide messenger RNA. RefSeq names its product hemicentin-2-like. The record is from RefSeq and is a predicted model, not a curated record. The transcript has 5 exons. The annotation marks the transcript as partial. Gene Ontology annotation, molecular function: calcium ion binding. NCBI's taxonomy places the organism in Eukaryota, Metazoa, Chordata, Mammalia, Carnivora, Phocidae.